UCCUCUUCUGCUGAUCGCAUAGGCAUCAGGACAUCCUUCAAAUGUCUUGAACGCUGAGCCCCGCUGCCACGACGAUGCAUGCGACGCAAAUGGAUGGCUUUCGGGAGGUGGACUGGACGACCGCCGACGCCGCCCCUCACUUCCCAGCGCCAGGAAAGCCUGUCAGGACCGCGACCGAGCUGUCCUUCGACCUUGAUGAAUGGGUGAACAGAAACGCAUACGAGCCAACACCUGUGCCUGAAGCAUCUGAGGAUAGCGAUCCGUCUACACCAGAUCUCGCCCCAGCAUCGGAUCCCAGUCCAGGUCCGUCGCCAACCGACUCAUGGGACUUCGUGCCCACACCCACACCCACACCAUUCGCAGGCCCGACACCAGAUGUCGCAACGAACACCCAACAUGGCGACUAUUUCCCUUCGGCGGCAACUGCAGACGAAGCACUGGGGCGCACAACCUCGAAGAAACGACCCAGCCGUACACAGACCGGCCUGUCAGCCUUGAUGCCAGCGAGGAAAAAGAGUUCUCGACAGAAGAAGAUCGAGGGCGGCUUUCCAUGCCGCGAGAACUGUGGACAAUGCUUCAAUCGCGAAUGCGACGAGCGGAAACACCACGAGCGCCGCCACCUCCCAGAAUCUCACUGGCCACAUGAAUGCACUCACUGCCCCAAGAAAUCGCAAUACCCCAAGGACGUAUGGCGACAUCUCGAGCAGACGCAUGCUAUGGUGGUACCUCCAAAAGUGCCCAAAUCCUUGCGCCAGCAGCUUGGAUGUCCUUGCUGUUCGCAAUCGGCUUCUGACUGGCUUGCGAAGCACAACGACUUGAAUCAACAACCCUUGCACAUUCAGACCGUUCAGUCGCCUGUCACAGAAUCUACGCCAAGCUCUCCCACAAGUCCGAACAUUCUCUGGACAUUGACGAGCGCAAUCACGAAGUUGCGAAGACUGUCUUUGAAGUCCAGGAGAGACAAAUUCAUUAUGGUUACGACCGACAAGCAGAAGUUCACUGAAGUCGAUGUCAGUGGCCUGCACACCACAGAGGCUCUGCUUGGUCGUAUAGCCUCCACUUUGGCCUUCGAUAAACAGCGCGUCCAGGAGAUCUCGGUUCACAAAUACACUCGACGCUCAGUUGGUGACCUCCUCACUGGGGAAAAUCUGCUUGCAUUCAUCACGCAGUAUGCCGAUGCCGAAGGCUCACUGAAGUUGUUCGUAAAGCCAUAGAGCAACUACAAUGAAGGGACAGCCUCGGAUGUCCCUAAUCUCACAUAUAUUAUCUGGUGUCACCGGUCCACCCGAACGUGACAAUGUCUCAGUAUCUCAAGCGACUUGGUUUGCGACUUUUCCUGGAGUUUUUUGGGGGCACAACGGUCUCGCGGAUGACACGCUAAGAUGCGACUCACGUAUCUUCACGCGACGAAUUCGACGACUUUAUCAUGAAUUGACGACAGUCUCUACCUAGACAGAAGGCCUACACAUGGCUUGGCGGCCAGAUUCUUCAUUGCGUUGCGCUUUCUAUGCUUCUGAAGCGGCCAUAUAUUCGUUCUAUACCCGCUUGAUGUUUUCCGAGCACUUGCUGUAGCGUUGAUCAGGCACUAUCUAGUAAACAAACCCUUUACCACACUUC
Molecule: messenger RNA, 1617 nt
Organism: Pseudocercospora fijiensis CIRAD86
Lineage: Eukaryota; Fungi; Ascomycota; Dothideomycetes; Mycosphaerellales; Mycosphaerellaceae
Exons: 1
Coding region: 75-1214 (379 amino acids)
Source: RefSeq, a predicted model, not a curated record